Bolinopsis microptera is the source of this 5051-nucleotide messenger RNA. RefSeq lists its product as uncharacterized. The transcript is spliced from 39 exons. Bases 77 to 2953 code for a protein of 958 amino acids. NCBI's taxonomy places the organism in Eukaryota, Metazoa, Ctenophora, Tentaculata, Lobata, Bolinopsidae. Gene Ontology annotation, molecular function: protein binding. The record is from RefSeq and is a predicted model, not a curated record.
AUUCAGGAUCUAGUAGGUAUCAUGCAUCAAUCAUGAUCCAGUUAUCCCGGACACUGUGAGAAAACAAUAAAUUCAAAUGGGGAGUGUUGAAACUGAAAGCACAGAAAAGCCUAUUGAAACACAAACAUUAGAUAUACCCGCCAAAUUGCUUGCCAGUUACGAUACUGAAGAUGAUGCUUGGUCAUGGGGACUCUCUCCUAGAGUCACCCAGAUUCCUAAGAAAAUGUUUCCAUUGGCCACGAUACCGGGUAGUAGAUUGAGCACAAGGCAGUCAGAAAGAGGAAUCCCCAAAGAGAAUAUGUUACUAAAUUUUGAGGCAGAUCAAAUUCUACAAGUUACAAAAUGUUCGGAUAUUCCUGAAAAAGAACCACCAACAUCACGUCCCAAAACCCCGGGGACUAGGAUGUUGUCUGCUCCUGUCAGACAGGAAAAACUAAAACCAGACGAGACCUUCAUCACAGACCCAGGAACAUUCUUUGCUCCCCAAAUGCCAGGAAACCCCUCCACAGGCGAGCCUGUAGCGGCUGUAGUAAGAAGAGAAGUUAGCGCGCCACCCUCAGCUUGUAAACCACGCACUGUAGCUACUCUCAACCACAAUAAAACACUGGUUGUUAGAGGAGAUAACGAACAGAAGAAACCAAACAAGUUAGCCCUGGUAAAAGACUUGGACAACACCACAAAACCUACAUUUACAGCACGCAAACCGAGAGAGGUGGCAAAGAUAAGUAAGCCCAAGAAGUUCAAAUCAGUACCGUUCCAAAUUCCUGAGCUGUCAUCAAAACAGAAGAAAAACAUUCUUACUCUUCCAGCUGACAAAGGAUCAAAACUGGAACUUUUACAAAAGAGGCUGAAGUAUGAUGCACGGAAGUACGCGCUGUGCAACAUAAAAACAGGGAGUUCCUCGUCUGAGUCGAGUGAGGAGGAAGUAGAAGAGGAAGAAGAUAGCAGUGAGAAUGAACCUUCCCCACCUCCUCGAGUCCACAAAGCGGCGAUGGCUAGAAGAGCCAGUGUGUCCACUAUAGGCUCAGCAGCUGCCAGACAGAUCUGGGCUAAAGGAGCCGCGCAGAUCAACAAGAAGAGACCUGCUAUCAGCUUCUUUGAGGAGAGUCUCAGUGAUGCUGAUAAGUCUAUUAUCGCUCACCUCGAGAUUGCAGACUCGCUGUCCAGAUCAACUUCAGUGAAGACAGACCCUCAGGGGGCCCCAACUCCAUCACGUGACAUUGGUGACCACGUGGUCGAGUCCGAUGAGGGAGACACGAGUGAUGUGAGCGUCACUGCUGAGGACCUCGAACUCUUUGAUAGGUGGGUUGAGGGAGACACACCCACUUCAAAAGAUGUGGAAUCAGACCGAGCAGUCAGUGUGGAGAUACAGCAAGUUCUGGGUAUUGAAAAUGUACCUUACACCCCACCUCAGCUUCAGAGGAUCCGCAGCAGCGAGAUGUCUCGCAAACCUUCUGAGAGUGAUGCGAGUGUAACAGUGCAAGAAACAGUGCAGGAAACAGAAGAAGAAGAUGAAGAGGUGGAGGACGAGGCGUCAGAAGGAAAGGAGGACCAGGAGCUGAGCUUAAUAGAGUUUGUGUCGGAGAGAAGUUUGGGAGACACAGUCUUACAACAUGUCAUGUUCCAGGACGAGGAACCUGUAUCCCAACUUGACUCAGAGGACAGAGAGGAGCUGCAGGAUGACUUGUAUUACAGUGAGCCAACCUACGAGGACGUGCUCAACAUCACCGGCAAAAACCUCGAUAUUUCAGAUAGGAGAUAUCAAGAGGAUGAUAGAGAAGGGUUACUUGAGGGAGCCAAGGAUUCUCAGCCUGAUGUCACUUUACUAUCUACAUGGGAACCGGGCACCCAAGACCCAGCGUCACACUUCUCAGUUCACCACUUCUGUACGCUAGCUGUACAGCCCCAGUUACCACGUGUCUUGCAUAAUAUCACACGGUCUGCUCACUUUCAGGGUUUACCUGUCUCUGUGCAGGAUAUCAGGUCAGAGACGUCUCUGUCGUGGUUUGUGGAGACACCACGUGAUGCACCAGCCGAAGAAGAAGGAGAUGAUGUUCACUUGGAUAUUAAGAUUGAGGGUGCUAAAGUUCCUGAGAUUCGAGAUAAACAGUUGUAUUGGACGCCUGCCCCACCAAAGAUGGACUUACCGCCACUAUUUAUCAAGACACACCUCUUUCCUAAAUAUGAGAGCGCCAUAGCUACUGCUGAACAGCAAGCUCUUCUUAAUCAGGUUGAGUCGAUGGAAAGUUCCACAUCUGAAGAAGACACUUUAUCUGACGAGACGGACGAGGACGAUAGAGCCCUCAGAAGGAGAGUGUUAACGAGACGACACGGCUCCUCUCAAAGUGUUACCAGAAAGAAACAUGAAAUGGAAUUAGUAGGACCUGAUAAAAUAAAGAUAAGGAACCGGAGGCUGACGAGGCCAGGAUCAGCUCCCAUCCUAACAGAGUCAGAGCCUCACUCACGCUACAAAUCAGACUAUUACACAUCAUACGGAGAGAUAAAGAACUAUCGCUCUCAUAUGGUAGAAGUACAGACCAAGUUAAAGGAGGAGGAGGCUAUCCAACAGAAGAGACUAAUCAAGCAGGAGAACAGAAAGACAGUGUCCCCCGACAAGUACGAGCAGCUAGUGAGACCCUACCUCAGUACCCCGAUAUCCGAUAGAGGAACCCUGGCUCUCAGUUCCUCCUACACCAAGCUUCUUCCUAUUGUCAACCAAGUCGAAGUAAAGACUAAGAUAAGCAAGAAGGAGCUGACGGAUGUGAAGGAAUGUUUGGUUCAGAGCAGAAAGUUGAAGAGAACCACAUCGUGUCCCUGUAUUCUACAGGAGUUUGAACUAAGAAAACGGGCUAACAGUUGUAACGAUCUCAGUAAGAUUGGUGGCGAGUGGGAGGACUACAGAACAACAGCUACUGCCCUAGAGGGAGACCAAUCUACCGGUAUUCGCUCAUAAGCUGGGAACUCUGCUCAGUAAGGACAUUGUUCUUCUACAUCAAAUCAUCAAGAAGGACAAUCCUGUGCUAUACUCGGAGCUACUGAACGAAGUGCAUCGCCUAACCACCGAGAUAUUAAAGGAAGGUGACUAUCUGUUCUACAAUAAAGCUAGGAGAGGAGCUCUCUACGUGAAACUGGGCAUGUUCAAAGACGCUCGAGUUGAUCUUGAUAGUGUUAUUGAAGCGAUGCCCCAGAUGGCAGACGCGUAUUGGCAUAGACAUAUCAUUUACGUUAUACAGGGUGACAUGAACACGGCACUGAACGAUCUGACCAACAUCAUCAGACACAACCAGAACCAACCGCGCGUGUACCUUGCACGUGCAGAGAUAUACCAAAAACAAGGCGACGUCACCGGAGCAAUUCUCAACUACAGUCAGGCGCUGAAAAGAGACGCAAAUAACGCGGAGACGUACUAUAAACGAGCAGAUCUAUUCGAGGAGAAAGGAGACAUCCUACUGGCUCUGGAGGAUUAUACUAUGGCUAACAAACUGUGUCCUAGUAACACUAUUGCUAUUCUUAAGAAGGGAAAAUACAACUUUGAGAGGGGAGCGUACAGUGUAGCAGUAGCUGACUUCACAGCGAUGUUAGAGCAGGAACCCUACAACAGUAUAGCUAGAACUUAUCGGGGACGAGCUAAUGCUAAAAUGGGUAAGUACACAAGUGCACUGGAAGACCUGUCCUGUGCUAUACACCUGGACCCUGGUAACCAUCUACCAUUCUACCAUAGAGCUGUGUUACUAAGGAAGGAGAACCCUAAACGUGCUCUCCAGGACUUCUCUGUGUCAAUUGUGCUCAACUCAACAGUUAAAAACAGCAAAUCUUUCCUUCACCGCGGUGUCUUGUACGCGGACCUUCACAGGUACGAGGAAGCAGUUCCAGAUUUUGAGGUGGUUGUAGAGCUAGAUUGGAACAGUGUGGAGGCUCACAUCAACCUAGGACUCAUAUGUCAGCUCCACCUUAAACAAUUCAAGAGAGCUAUCAGAUGUUUUGCUGCAGCAAUAGAUGUGGACCCUACCCAACAUAGGGCGUACGUGUGUAGAGGUGACGCUUACAAGGCUAUUAAAAAGUUUGGCCUUGCACUGAUCGACUAUACUCGUGCUAUUCACAUAAGACCGGAUGUGGCGCGCUAUUACUUGUAUCGUGGAAAACUGUUGUUAGAGAUGGGACACUUGGACCAAGCUGCACAGCACAUCAGGUUCGCCUCAGUUCUGAAUACAGACACAGACGGGACCGGACCAGCUGCACUACAAAAGGCAGUGGUACAGUCCUUCCUCCACAACUACGAUGAUGCUAUAUUUGUGUUGGAUAGGGCCGCAGGACUGGAUCCUUCUCCUUCUCAGUAUAUCUUACUCGGUAAGACGUAUCUGAAGGCUAAGCGAUACAGUGAAGCAGUUGAUAACUUCGAGAAAGCCCUCAUGUACCUGAGACGUUGUAGAAGUACGAUUAUUCCCGUAGUCGGGGGAGAAAUGGACUAUAAAACUGAUUUACACAACCUGAACAAGAACCCAAAGAUCCUCCGACAAGAAAUGCCCAAAUCAGCGGCAGAAGUUUACUUCCUGAUAGGAAAGUGUCACGUGGAGUCCGGUAACUACCCCUCCGCUUUGGAUGCUCUUAACAGUGCUAUUAGGAUCAACCCCAGUUACUCUGAGGCUUACUUCCAACGCGGUCUGGUGAGGAUAUGGGUUAAGUCUCAACGACCUCUACUCGACUUUAACAGAGCUCUUGCUUAUAAUCCUAACUACUUCCAGGCUUAUCUUACCCGAGCUGCCUACUUUGGCAUGAAAGGUCGCUACUCCAAAGCAAUGUUCAACUGUAACGAGGCACUGAAGAUCCAACCUAACAGUGUAAGAGCAUACCUGUACAGAGGAGCUCUGAAGUUCGAGAUCAAGAACUACGCGCUAGCUGUGGAGGACUUGUCUUCUGCUAUCAAAUUAGAUGCGCUGUGCAGUAUAGCGUACUACAACAGGGCGGUAUGUUAUCAGUACCUUGGUCAGAACAAGGAGGCGCUGUGUAACUACGGUAUUGUCUUGCUACUGGAGAAGGAGCUCAAUCAGAGG